Mesocricetus auratus (golden hamster) is the source of this 2412-nucleotide messenger RNA. RefSeq names its product gap junction protein beta 2 (gene Gjb2). The record is from RefSeq and is a predicted model, not a curated record. The coding region runs from base 283 to 963 and encodes 226 amino acids. Gene Ontology annotation, cellular component: connexin complex. NCBI's taxonomy places the organism in Eukaryota, Metazoa, Chordata, Mammalia, Rodentia, Cricetidae. Gene Ontology annotation, biological process: cell communication. The transcript is spliced from 2 exons.
GUGUCCAAGAUCGCAGCGCUCUGAGCGCUCGGCUCGCCCAACUCGCAGCCAGUCGGCGGCGCUCCCGCCUACAGAGCGCAGCCUCUGCCGGGACCAGCGGCGACCAGCUCCGGAUCAGCCCGCGACACACUCUGGACCAACCCAGGACCGGUCCGAGACCCACUUCGGACCAAGCAGGGACCCGCCCCACUACUCACUCAGACCUGCUCCUUCCUUCCAGGCUUCUCGCCACCCAGCGCCGCGCGCUCCUCGGAACGCAGUGCCACCCGCCCAGAGGACAGGAUGGAUUGGGGCACGCUACAGACUAUCCUCGGGGGUGUCAACAAACACUCCACCAGCAUCGGGAAAAUAUGGCUCACUGUGCUGUUCAUUUUCCGCAUCAUGAUCCUCGUGGUGGCUGCAAAAGAGGUGUGGGGAGAUGAGCAAGCCGACUUUGUGUGCAACACUCUCCAGCCGGGAUGUAAGAAUGUGUGCUACGACCACUACUUCCCCAUCUCUCACAUCCGGCUCUGGGCCCUGCAGCUCAUCUUCGUGUCCACGCCAGCCCUCCUGGUGGCCAUGCAUGUGGCCUACAGGAGACAUGAAAAGAAGCGCAAGUUCAUGAAGGGAGAGAUAAAGAAUGAGUUUAAGGACAUCGAAGAGAUCAAAACCCAGAAGGUCCGUAUUGAAGGUUCCCUGUGGUGGACCUACACCACCAGCAUCUUCUUCCGGGUCAUCUUCGAAGCUGUCUUCAUGUAUGUCUUUUACAUCAUGUACAAUGGCUUCUUCAUGCAGCGUCUGGUGAAAUGCAAUGCUUGGCCUUGUCCUAAUACGGUGGACUGCUUCAUUUCCAGGCCCACAGAAAAGACUGUCUUCACAGUGUUCAUGAUUGCCGUAUCUGCAAUUUGCAUCCUGCUAAAUAUCACAGAAUUGUGCUAUUUGUUCAUUAGAUUUUGUUCAGGAAAGUCAAAAAGACCAGUGUAAUGCAUUGCCUGGCUCCUAGAGCAAAGAUUGAGGAAGGAUGAGGUAGCCUGUCCUUAGCUGUCAAAGCUUAGCUACCAACAUUUCCCAAGGCAGAUAGUCCCAUCUUAAAUGCCACCAAUCGAAGUCCCUGCAGGCCUCACAUGAAACUCCAGAGGCCUUCAUGGGACUCCCUUCCCCCAAGGCUCCCAAACAAAGGCCCAAUUCUAUGCCUGUAUUAAUGGGUUCUAAAGUCAGUUCCACUGAGACCCCGUGCUGGUAGCGACUAUUCUUGUAGGAUACAUUCACAGUUUAAACAAAGGAUCUCACAUUGUUUCUCUUUCUCUGAGGACAGGAGAGAUGAGCCUAGGCCUGAGGAAGGUGCCCAGAAAGUUCACUGUGCAUCCCUCAGGGCACCCUUCCCCAAGAUGCCCCCAGUUAAAGGUAAAGAAUCUCCAUUCUGCUAUUUGCUUUGAUAGUCUAAGUCUGCAAUAAUGGACAAAGGUAUUUAAUGCUUCAAGCAAUGCAUACUUCUUUUUUUUAAUGAAAGCCUUAAGAUAAGAUAGGUUCUUUUCUUCUCAAAAUGAUCUGGACACCAUUUUACAUUCCUCCGAUUUCAAAGGUUCAGUUUGGGGUAUGAACAUGGUGUGUAACCAGAUCUCAUAGGGUCUUUAAAGCACUGGCCUUUUGGUUAUUAGAAAUCUGCAGUGUGGCUGAGAGGUCACCUAUGUAUUCAUCAUCGGUGUGUUGAAUACAGUCCGUCAACAUUACAACCUGUCUCAAAUGAGACAGACUGGAAGCUUUUAUUGCUGGCUUCUGACCAGAAGAAGCCUCAAUUAAAAAACUCAAGUGUCAUUUGGCAUAAGAGACAGAUAGGAGGAUAUGCCAACUGCUGCCACCUGCUAUGAGCCUAACCCAGCCUCUCCCUCCCUCCUGACAUUUGCCUACUCUGUAGCUGUGGGAUGUGGCCACCAGCAUCAGAGGACAUUGACUUCAUGAGUUCGUUUGGGAAUUUCACUGCCAUAAUACAACUUAAUGGUGCAGAAACCAAAAGGGGUGGAGGCAGGGGGUUAACUAUUUUCAAAGAACCAAUGGAACUUCUAGACUCUAAAUUCUGUUGAUUAAACCUGAGUUUUUGUAUUAUGAAAGCCUGCUUGCUUCCCUCUUCAGCACUGGCUUUCUUAACUGGAAACAGGAAUAUGGAUAUUUGGAAAAACAGAAACUAGAGUUUAGAUCACUAUGUAAUUCUUCUAGGGCAAGUUGAACCUUAGCAUUGUCGUUAUGCUUAAUGUGUUUCCCACAAGAUGGCACUCAGCAACUCCAACAGAGGACACUUCUUAUUGUCAAGAAUAGCAUUGGGAAGCUAUUUUGUAACAAUAAAUAAGAGUUAUGGUUUCAUGCUUGUCACUAAAAUAAUUUUGUAAACUCUUAAAUAUCAUUUAUUAAAAAGUGAUUAUUUUGUAUACUUUAAAA